UACGUCCAGGUGCGUCUUAUUAAGCUGUGGGAGACCCCCCGCGUGUCUUCUCACCUUGUCUUCGUGCCUCGUGAGGAUGCCCAAUGCGAUGCCCGCUCCGUCGAGCUCGGAGAGUGAGGAGGAAACACCAGGCUCCUCAUCAGCAAACAGUGAGGAGGGAACACCAGGCGCGUCAUCAACAGACAGUCGUAGCUCUGGUGACGUGAUGGAGGAGGCAAAGAGACUGAUCGGCACAGGGAACCGCCAUCUUGUGAUGCGAGACGUUGUUUCUGCUGUUGACAUGUUCCAGAGUGCCUGUGGCAUGCUGGCUUCUAGAUAUGGCGACAUUGCUCAUGAAUGUGGGGAGGCUUACUUCCUGUGUGGGAAGUCACUCCUGGAGCUUGCCAGGAUGGAGAGUGGUGUCCUCGGUACUGCACUGGAAAGUAUUCCAGAGGAAUCGGAGCCUGAAGGGGAUCCCACCAACUCAAGUAUUGAAAGGGAAAAUGAUAUUGAUGACGAGGAGGUGGAGGAGGAUGACGACGACGAUGACGAUGACGAUGACGAUGACGAGGAUGCAGAUGAAGAAAAGGGACAAAAUAAAGAAGAUGAUGUUGGAAAUUUGCAGUUGGCAUGGGAGAUGCUGGAAGUGGCCAAAGUCAUCUACAAAAGAAGAGAAAGUAAAGAUGACCAGCUGAUGGCAGCUCAGACAUAUCUGAAACUAGGAGAAGUCAGCACAGAGUCGGGCAACUAUCCCCAGGCUCUGGAAGACUUUCAAGAGUGUCUUGCCUUGCAGCUGAAGCUCUUGCCUCCCCACAGUCGUCUGCUGGCUGAAACCCACUACCAUGUUGCUACUACAUAUUGCUAUAUGGAUCAAUACAGCCAGGCUGUCGAGCACUACAACAACUCCAUUGAAGUCCUUGAGACUCGAAUGGCCAUGUUACAGGAGUUGAUCGAUGCAGCAGAAGGAACAGAUGGUGCCACAAAGGAGAAAAAUGAAGUGGAAGAACUUAAGCUGCUUCUGCCUGACAUCAGAGAGAAAGUGGAGGAUGCAAAGGAAAGCCAGCGAACAGCGAGUGUUGCCUCACAGGCCAUCCAGGAGACGCUCCGUGGCGCUUCAACGUCGUUGGCAUUCCCAUGUGUAAACAGCAGCCCAUCUUCAUCAGCCGCAUUUCCAACCACCAGCAAGAGCCUGGCAGAAGCACAACCUUCAUCUGACAGUGCCUCUUCCUCCAAACCAGUCUCAAACAUCUCCCACCUUGUCAGACGAAAGACUGCCUCUAUUGACAGUUUUGAAGAUGGCAGUCCUGCAAAAAGGGCUAAAUGUGGACCCACAGAUAAUGGCAGCACAGACUCAAGCCCGAGGAAAGUCCAGGACGGAAAAUCACACAAGCCUGCCAGCCAGUCAACGUCAGUUGAGCCCUCGGUGUGAUGGUCUUCGGCUCUUUCAGAAACCAGCACGACAUGUGUCCAGCCCCUCGCCACCUUUCACAACUUUAUGUAAAUAAGAUUAAUUUUCACAUUGGUGCAGUUUUGUAUACUUAAAAAAAAGGGUGUUCUAAAUAAAGAAUUUUCA
Molecule: messenger RNA, 1552 nt
Organism: Salarias fasciatus (jewelled blenny)
Lineage: Eukaryota; Metazoa; Chordata; Actinopteri; Blenniiformes; Blenniidae
Product: histone-binding protein N1/N2-like
Exons: 15
Coding region: 77-1408 (443 amino acids)
Biological process (GO): DNA replication-dependent chromatin assembly; CENP-A containing chromatin assembly
Cellular component (GO): nucleoplasm
Molecular function (GO): histone binding
Source: RefSeq, a predicted model, not a curated record